AGCCAGCCCGAGCCGGAGCGGAAAGGCUAGCCGGCCCAGUUUCCGUUCGGGAUGGGUCCCCGCUCCGGGGCGCGUUGCCACCCGGUCCCGGGGACUUUCUAUGUCGCGAGGGUCUGAAGCGCGGCUGUCCCGGGAAGGGUGGACGGCCCGCGAGGGCGCUGAACCGCUGGCUGACCUUGAUUGGACCGAUCUGACACAGCCGCCGCGACGCGCAGAUGUUUUCAAGUCAGCAAACAUUUACUGAGCAUUUACUAUGUACAAGAUGAACAUCUGCAGCAAGCCCUCCAACAAGACAGCCCCUGAGAAGAAUGUGUGGACGGCGCCUGCUCAGACCAGCAGACCCUCCCCAGAGCUACAGGGCCAGCGGUCCCGCCGGAAUGGGUGGAGCUGGCCCCCUCACCCGCUCCAGUUUGUGGCCUGGCUGCUAUAUCUCUUCUUCGCUGUGACUGGAUUUGGGGUCCUUGUUCCCCUUCUGCCGCACCACUGGGCGCCUGCUGGCUACGCUUGCAUGGGCGCCAUCUUUGCCGGCCACCUCGUGGUGCACCUGACUGCUGUCACCAUUGAUCCAGCAGAUGCCAAUGUGCGAGACAAGAGCUACGCAGGGCCCCUGCCCAUCUUCAACCGCAGCCAACAUGCACAUGUCAUUGAAGACCUGCACUGCAACUUGUGCGAUGUAGAUGUGAGUGCUCGCUCCAAGCACUGCAGCGCCUGCAACAAGUGCGUGUGCGGCUUCGACCACCACUGCAAGUGGCUCAACAACUGCGUGGGCGAGCGGAACUACCGGCUCUUUCUACACAGUGUAGCAUCCGCUUUACUGGGUGUCCUGCUUCUGGUACUGGUGGCCACUUACGUCUUCGUGGAGUUCUUUGUCAACCCCAUGCGACUGCGCACCAACCAACACUUCGAAGUCCUGAAGAAUCACACAGAUGUGUGGUUCGUGUUCCUGCCUGCCGCACCUGUGGAGACCCAAGCUCCUGCCAUCCUGGCCCUGGCUGCCCUACUCAUCCUUCUGGGCCUGCUCUCCACAGCCCUGCUGGGCCACCUGUUCUGCUUCCAUAUUUAUCUCAUGUGGCACAAGCUCACCACCUAUGAGUACAUCGUGCAGCGCCGCCCACCACAGGAGGCAAAGGGGGCUCACAGGGAGCUCAAGUCGUGUCCCCCCAAGAUGCGGCCCAUUCAGGAGAUGGAGUUCUAUAUGCGGACCCUCAGCCAUGUGCGCCCAGAACCCUCGGGCCAGGCCAGGCCAGCGGCGGUGAAUGCCAAUCCUUCUGGGUUUUUUAUCACCCGAGUCCAAGCAGAGCCUCCACCACUGUCUUCCUCAGACACUCAUGCUCUGCCUCCCCAGAUCCGAUCCCAGAAAAAGAGGAAGCGGCGUAUGUAUAAGGUGCCAACGUCUGAGACCUUGGCCCGGGCGUCCCCGCUGCCCAGGCUGCGGGGGCCCGGGGCCGCCGGCCGCGGGUCCAGCUCUUCGACGGAUUCCGCGGACACCAGCCCAGUGCACGCCGCUGGCCCUGACUGCGCCUACCACUCAGCGUCGGCCGAGUCCAUGGACGAGAUUCGAGUGGCGCAGACGCGCCUGGGCAGCACCGCUCUGGCCGUCCCGGGGGGUAAGGGCCGAGAGCCCCGGCUGGCGCUGCAGGCUCAUGCGCCCGCCGUGUUCGUGAGCCCGAGCAGCGGUGAACCCGAGGCAUCCAGCGACCGGGAGGUCUGUCUAGCUUAGCUGGAGGGUCGAGGAGGAGCGGCCGGCCAAGUCUCUAUGCAACACCCCACCCUUGCUGCACGGAGUGCACUUUAGGAGGUCCUACGGCCGGCGGGAUCGGCCUUCCUCCCCCACGACUCAGCAGUCCCCGUCCCACUGGCCGUGAUGCUCCAAUAAACUUUUUUAUGCUUUCUGUCUU
Carlito syrichta (Philippine tarsier) is the source of this 1898-nucleotide messenger RNA. RefSeq names its product zinc finger DHHC-type containing 1 (gene ZDHHC1). Gene Ontology annotation, molecular function: protein-cysteine S-palmitoyltransferase activity. Lineage: Eukaryota; Metazoa; Chordata; Mammalia; Primates; Tarsiidae. The coding region runs from base 254 to 1720 and encodes 488 amino acids. The transcript has 12 exons. Gene Ontology annotation, biological process: protein targeting to membrane; peptidyl-L-cysteine S-palmitoylation. The record is from RefSeq and is a predicted model, not a curated record. Gene Ontology annotation, cellular component: Golgi apparatus; endoplasmic reticulum.